Klebsormidium nitens is the source of this 1574-nucleotide messenger RNA. The record is from the annotation of a GenBank genome assembly. Lineage: Eukaryota; Viridiplantae; Streptophyta; Klebsormidiophyceae; Klebsormidiales; Klebsormidiaceae.
CCCGCGCCUUUCUAGUCUACAAACAGCUCCAACAGCAGGGCCUCGUCCCAAACCAGCGCACCUUCAUGCCGCUGAUCGACGUCUGCGGGCGGGUGGGCAAACUGGAUCGCGCGCUGAGCUUGCUAGCCGAGAUGAAGAACCGGGGCUUGGCUCCGACCCGGAACAUCUAUACGAGGCUCAUGGAGGCGUGCAGCCAGUCGGGGGUGCCGGAGCAGGCGUUUGGGAUUUUCCGGCAGAUGAUGAAUGACCGCAUCUUGCCGACGGCCGACUCGUUUGCCGCGCUUCUGGGCGCGUGCGCUGUGCGGGCAGACUCGGAGCAGGCGUUCAAGCUGUGGCGGUACAUGUGGGAGAACGGAAUCGAGCCCAAUGACACCUGCUAUGAUCUCCUUAUCAAGGUAUGCAGCCGAGCAGGGAAGAUCGAGGAAGCGCUCGACGUCUUCAAGGAGACCGUCCGGAAGCACAACGCGGUCACUGUCGGGUCCUUUAACAGCCUGAUGCUCGCGCUCUGCUCCUCCGACGGCACCCGCAACGUGGACCGCGCCGUGCGCGUGCUGUCCCUCUGCCGCAGCAUGGGCGUCGAGCCGAACCGCCGCUCGCUGCUCAUUCUCAUCGAAGGUCUCGCGCGGGACGGCCAAGUAGAACCCGCUUACCAGUUCCAUAAGGAGCUGGUGUCGCGAGAAUGGAACUCGGAUCAGAAGCCGUACGGGAAGCUCGUCUCGGCGCUGUGCAUUGCGGGACAGGUCGGACGGGCAGUGCGCGUCGUCGAGUACAUGGAGGACCACGGGGUGCGUCUACCGGUCGCUUCUCUGGGGCAUUUGGUGGCCGGUUGUGCCCGAACCGGGCGCCUCUCCAUGGCGCUCGAGUUGUACGACCAGGUGAAGGCCAAGGCCGUGGCGGAGCUCGCGCGCCUGAAGCAGACGGGCGGAUUCCGGUGGGUGACCAACUACCGGAAUCCGCUGGCCAAGAUCCCGGCACUCGGGUACGAGGCGCUCAUCGAGGGCUGCUGCGGGGCGGGGCUGGUCGCACGUGCCGUGGAGGUGAUUGGCGACAUCCAGGACGUGGGCGUCGUCGUGAAUAAGGCCACGCUGGCGUACCUGGUCAACGUGGCGAGCAGUUAUCCCGAGGAGCCGUACAUGUACGCAGUCCACGCCCAACUGCGGAAGCAGCUCCAGCACCACAAGGCCCUCUACGUGGACCAAUCCAGCACGCUCGCCGCCAUGUACAAGCAGGCCCACGUGGACCUCCAAGAUGCUGAGACGUGGCAAGAUUCGGACGGUGCUCCAGCCACUGGGACCACGGACGGGGUUGCGGGCGGUCCGGAACUGCCGACCGGGUAUGAGAUGAGUGCUGACGACGAGUGGGGGUACGAUCCAGAAGCGUCGAACGGGUAUCGGGUUAGUAUCGGCGGGGAGGGAGAGAUGGGCGAUCUGAAAGCUAGGCAGCAAAGUCUGAAAGCAAAGCUGAGGAGUCGACACACUGGCGAACUUCGAGGGGUGCCCGCAGACGCGGCAGCCGAUGCGGGCGCGGAAUCGGAAGAUGAAGGGGGCAGCCAGGCGUCCAGGCAUGAGCCUUGA